AUGUUCACAAAAGAAUUUGGUUUACGUGCAUUGGCUGGUGAUUUUAUUCUUCGUAAUCUUCUUAGUGAACAAAUUACAGAUCUUAAUAUUGAUAUUCAGUAUGAUAUAAUAGCACAAUCCACUAUAAGUCUUUCAGAAAAGUUUGCCUUAAUAUUAUCAUUAAGUAAAAGAUUAAUCAGUUUAAAUUUUUGUCAAUUAUUUCAUUAUCGAAAAAAACUUCCGAGAUUGAAACAUUUUUCAUUAACAUCGUUCGAUGACACAAUAUAUUAUGACAAACUAAUUAUUCCACUACUUUGUCGAAUGAUAAAUCUUGAAGAAUUGAUAUUAUUUUUAUCAAUAAUCAGAUUUAACUCGACUUUUAUUGAUGGUAUUCAAUUAUAUGAUCAAUUUCUUAUUUAUAUACCACGAUUAAAUAAAUUUACAUUCAGUAUAAUUACAGUUGUUGUCAACAAUAAUAUUCAUUUGUCAUCACAUAAAGAUAUUCAACAUAGUUUUAUUGGAAGAAGAUAUGGACAAGUUGGUUCAUAA
This is a messenger RNA of Rotaria sordida, 528 nucleotides long. The record is from the annotation of a GenBank genome assembly. Lineage: Eukaryota; Metazoa; Rotifera; Eurotatoria; Philodinida; Philodinidae.